Molecule: messenger RNA, 945 nt
Organism: Striga hermonthica
Lineage: Eukaryota; Viridiplantae; Streptophyta; Magnoliopsida; Lamiales; Orobanchaceae
Source: the annotation of a GenBank genome assembly
AUGUCGUCUUCUUCGAGCAGCGGCCUAACGUUCAAGCUCCAUCCCCUCGUCAUUGUCAACAUCUCCGAUCACUACACUCGGGUCAAGUCCCAGUCCCUUCCGCCUCCGGAUGCCCGCAACGGCGGCGAAAAUUACGUGGUCUCUCUUCCGUCGCCGCCGCGCGUGUACGGAUGCGUCAUCGGCGUCCAGCGCGGCCGCAUCGUGGAGAUCUUCAACAGCUUCGAGCUUCUCUACGACGCCUCCACCCACUCGCUCGACCGCGCUUUUCUCGAGAAGAAGCAAGAGCUUUAUAAGAAGGUGUUUCCGAAUUUUUACAUCCUGGGAUGGUACUCAACGGGGAGCGAGGCGCUAGAGUCCGACAUGAUUAUUCACAAAGCUCUGAUGGAUAUCAACGAGAGCCCUGUUUAUGUUCUUCUCAAUCCUUCCAUUAAUCCUGCACAGAAAGAUCUGCCCGUUACAAUAUAUGAAAGUGAGUUGCAUGUUAUUGAUAGCAUCCCCCAGCUUAUUUUUGUUCGAUCAAGUUAUACCAUAGAGACAGUGGAAGCUGAAAGAAUAUCUGUUGAUCAUGUCGCCCAUCUUAAGCCAUCUGAUGGGGGUUCAGCUGCAACUCAAUUGGCUGCUCACCUUACUGGCAUACACAGUGCAAUUAAGAUGCUGAAUAGCAGGAUCCGGGUGCUUCAUCACUAUCUUCUUGCCAUGCAGAAAGGUCAAAUGCCAUGUGACAAUUCUUUAUUGAGGCAAGUAUCUAGUCUCUUGAGAAGACUACCAGCCAUCGAAUCUGACAAAUUCCAAGAUGAUUUCUUGAUGGAAUAUAAUGAUACUCUGUUGAUAACGUAUCUGGCAAUGUUCACCAACUGUUCAAGCACGAUGAAUGAGCUGGUCGACAAAUUCAAUACUGCUUACGACAGGCAUAGUCGAAGGGGUGGCCGGACCUCCUUUAUCUAA